Messenger RNA from Lutra lutra (Eurasian river otter), 2512 nucleotides. It is a transcript of the gene RPE65, whose product is annotated as retinoid isomerohydrolase RPE65. The transcript has 14 exons. The record is from RefSeq and is a predicted model, not a curated record. Gene Ontology annotation, molecular function: beta-carotene 15,15'-dioxygenase activity; all-trans-retinyl-ester hydrolase, 11-cis retinol forming activity; retinol isomerase activity. The coding region runs from base 45 to 1646 and encodes 533 amino acids. Gene Ontology annotation, biological process: retinal metabolic process; zeaxanthin biosynthetic process. NCBI's taxonomy places the organism in Eukaryota, Metazoa, Chordata, Mammalia, Carnivora, Mustelidae.
AUUCUGCAUUGGUGCCAGAACUCUCAAUCCACCACUGAGAGAAAAUGUCCAUCCAAGUUGAACAUCCUGCUGGUGGUUACAAGAAACUGUUCGAAACCGUGGAGGAACUGUCCUCGCCGCUCACAGCUCAUGUUACAGGCAGGAUCCCCCUCUGGCUCACUGGCAGUCUCCUUCGAUGUGGGCCAGGACUCUUUGAAGUUGGAUCUGAACCAUUUUACCACCUGUUCGAUGGACAAGCCCUCCUGCACAAGUUUGACUUUAAAGAAGGACACGUCACAUAUCAUAGAAGGUUCAUCCGCACUGAUGCUUAUGUCCGGGCAAUGACUGAGAAAAGGAUUGUCAUAACGGAGUUUGGCACCUGUGCUUUCCCAGAUCCCUGCAAGAAUAUAUUUUCCAGGUUUUUUUCUUACUUUCGAGGGGUGGAGGUCACUGACAAUACCCUUGUUAACAUCUACCCAGUAGGGGAAGAUUACUAUGCCUGCACAGAGACCAACUUCAUUACAAAGAUUAAUCCUGAGACUUUGGAGACAAUUAAGCAGGUUGAUCUUUGCAACUAUGUGUCUGUCAAUGGAGCCACUGCUCACCCCCAUAUUGAAAGUGACGGAACUGUUUACAACAUUGGUAAUUGCUUUGGGAAAAAUUUUUCAAUUGCCUACAAUAUUGUAAAGAUCCCUCCACUACAAGCAGACAAGGAAGAUCCAAUAAGCAAGUCAGAGGUCGUUGUACAAUUCCCCUGCAGUGACCGAUUCAAGCCAUCUUACGUCCAUAGUUUUGGUUUGACUCCCAACUAUAUUGUUUUUGUGGAGACGCCAGUCAAAAUUAACCUGUUCAAGUUCCUUUCCUCAUGGAGUCUUUGGGGAGCCAACUACAUGGAUUGUUUUGAGUCCAAUGAAACCAUGGGGGUUUGGCUUCAUAUCGCUGACAAAAAAAGAAGAAAGUACCUCAAUAAUAAAUACAGAACCUCUUCUUUUAAUCUCUUCCAUCACAUCAAUACUUACGAAGACAAAGGGUUUCUGAUUGUGGAUCUCUGUUGCUGGAAAGGAUUUGAAUUUGUUUAUAAUUACUUAUAUUUAGCCAAUUUACGUGAGAACUGGGAAGAGGUGAAAAAAAAUGCCAGAAAGGCUCCCCAGCCUGAAGUGAGGAGAUAUGUGCUUCCUCUGAAUAUUGACAAGGCUGACACAGGCAAGAACUUAGUCACACUCCCCAACACAACUGCCACUGCAAUUCUGUGCAGUGACGAGACCAUCUGGCUGGAACCUGAGGUUCUCUUUUCAGGGCCUCGCCAAGCAUUUGAGUUUCCUCAAAUCAAUUAUCAGAAGUAUGGAGGGAAACCUUACACGUACGCAUAUGGACUUGGUUUGAAUCACUUCAUUCCAGACAGGCUCUGUAAGCUGAACGUUAAAACUAAAGAAACGUGGGUAUGGCAAGAACCUGAUUCAUAUCCAUCAGAACCUAUCUUUGUUUCUCACCCAGAUGCCUUGGAGGAAGAUGAUGGUGUAGUUCUGAGUGUGGUGGUGAGCCCUGGGGCAGGACAAAAACCUGCUUAUCUUCUGAUUCUGAAUGCCAAGGACUUGAGCGAAGUUGCCAGGGCUGAAGUGGAAAUUAACAUCCCUGUCACCUUUCAUGGAUGGUUCAAAAAAUCCUGAGCACAUUCUAGCACAUUAUAUUUCUAUUGACAAAACCAGAAAAACAGUCGGGUCUGCAAUCAAAUUCUGUUCAAUUUUAGCCUGCUGUAUUACAUCGUUUUAACUUGCAGAUGCACACAAUUUUGCAAUAUUUUACAGAAAGCACAGAGUUUAGCAAGCAAUUCCUUAAAAAAAAAAGCAGCACAAAUUUUAGAUAAUCAUACUCUCUCUGUGAGACAGGCGGACCAUAACUAAAAACUCUUUAUAUAUUUAUCAAUCAAAUAGAAAAUAAAUGUGGAUUUAUUAAGCUUUUUUUCCCUACUGUAAAAGUAUAUUUUAGGUAUCUAUCUUCUCCAAUUAUUUUUUAACACUUAAAAGCCAAAGUUCUCUACAACUGAUUUGUAUAUGGCUUCCCUAAGGCAAGGUAGUACCAUGCAAAAAGGCUUAAUUACUAAAUGUCAGACCAAACUUUUUCACAACCAGGGACUAUCAUCUAAGAGUAAUCCUAGUAAUAAGUAUAUGUAUAUAUAUAUAUUACUGUUACAAGAUUCUCAAGCUUUAUGAAUUUUAACAUUUCCAUUCAAUAUAGGCAAUUACUGAUUAUUUCUGAUUUUACAAUAAAGCCUAUCUCUAAUCGACUGACAGCUCUAACGAAAUAACAUCACAGAGAUAAGUUAUCUAUUAAAAGCUUACAUAACAUCAAAGCACUUACAUAUAGUAGUGACUAUAAUUUUUGAAAUACUUACAAAUAUAAUUUCUACUUAAAAUCAGAGUAUAAGAUAAUGCCAGGGGGUUAUACUAUGUUGUCUCAUGUUUAAUUAUAUAUAAGCACUGUGCAAUCAGCUGACCUAAGCAAAAGACAAAGAGAGAAAAAGAGAAAAUAUUAA